AUGCCUUGUCUUGAGAAACUCCAAAUCGACAACUGCAAGUUGAGCUGUCUUCCAGCAAGCCUCGCCAGCACCAAGAGGCAUACUCUUAGAGAACUAUACCUUUACGAGCUCACCAACAUGACACAUGUGGAGAACAUCCCUUCAGUUGUGAAACUUGACGUGUUUGACUGCCCUGAGCUGAAGAAGAUCAGCGGCCUCUCCAUGAUGCAGAAGAUUAGGAUCGUUCGCGGCCCAAAGCUGGAGGUUCUAGAAGGUGUCGCAGCACUUGACAGCCUCGUGCUGGAGGACACCACCAUGGACACGCUACCAGACUACCUACGAGCUGUAAACCCAAGGUAUCUCGAGUUGUAUUGCAACAAGAAACUACACGAAUCCUCCUCAUCACCAGGUAGUUCUGAAUGGAACAAGAUCAGCCAUAUUCGAAAGCGCAGUAUCAAUUGA
This is a messenger RNA of Miscanthus lutarioriparius, 441 nucleotides long. NCBI's taxonomy places the organism in Eukaryota, Viridiplantae, Streptophyta, Magnoliopsida, Poales, Poaceae. The record is from the annotation of a GenBank genome assembly.